This is a messenger RNA of Acaromyces ingoldii, 705 nucleotides long. Its product is annotated as putative APS1-AP-1 complex subunit. The coding region runs from base 11 to 493 and encodes 160 amino acids. Gene Ontology annotation, molecular function: clathrin-cargo adaptor activity. Gene Ontology annotation, cellular component: intracellular membrane-bounded organelle; AP-1 adaptor complex. Gene Ontology annotation, biological process: vesicle-mediated transport; protein transport. Lineage: Eukaryota; Fungi; Basidiomycota; Exobasidiomycetes; Exobasidiales; Cryptobasidiaceae. The transcript has 5 exons. The record is from RefSeq and is a predicted model, not a curated record.
CGCUAUCAUCAUGGGGGUCAACUGGAUUCUGCUCAUUUCGCGGCAGGGCAAGGUCAGGCUGGCCAAGUGGUUCACCACCAUGUCGCCCAAGGCCAAGUCCAAGAUCACGAAGGACGUCACCCAGCUCGUGCUGGCCAGGAGGUCGCGAAUGUGCAACUUCCUCGAGUACAAAGACACCAAGGUCGUCUACCGGCGGUAUGCCUCGCUCUUCUUUGUUACGGGCAUUGGCCAGGAAGACAACGAGCUGGUCACGCUCGAGAUCAUCCACCGCUACGUCGAAAUUCUCGACCGAUAUUUUGGCAAUGUCUGCGAGCUGGAUCUCAUCUUCAACUUCCAGAAGGCCUAUGCGAUCCUUGACGAGCUCAUCAUAGCCGGCGAGAUGCAAGAGUCGUCCAAGAAGUCGGUGCUCCGCGUCGUGUCGCAGUCCGACGCCAUCGAAGAGGCCGAACAGAGCGAGGACAGCCUUGCAAGAAUCGGUAGUCGGAGUGGAUAGAGGGGACCGCCGGAUGAGAUGGCAUGUGUAUUUGUAUGGAUCAAGAAUUCGAUGAUCUUAUAGCUUGGGAGAGAAGAGGCCCAGCAAAGUGGCGAGCGGCCCCAGCCUGUGUGUCCCAGCCCUUGUGUGUUGCUGCUCCUCUCCCUCUGACCCAUAGUGAGCAGUGAGCAGCAGUCUGACCUGAUGCUUGGUUGUGCUCAUUUGCCUUCUGG